Brettanomyces nanus is the source of this 645-nucleotide messenger RNA. RefSeq lists its product as uncharacterized. The transcript has a single exon. Gene Ontology annotation, biological process: protein dephosphorylation. Bases 1 to 645 code for a protein of 214 amino acids. The record is from RefSeq and is a predicted model, not a curated record. NCBI's taxonomy places the organism in Eukaryota, Fungi, Ascomycota, Pichiomycetes, Pichiales, Pichiaceae. Gene Ontology annotation, molecular function: phosphatase activity.
AUGUCGAAAACCGAGGAAGGUCGUAAGAAAGGGGAAAAGCUGAAUCCAAAGGGGGCCGUACUAAUAGACGAACUACCAGAUAAUGCUUUUGAAAACGAGAAUGAGCGUUCUAUAACGAUCACAAAGGCACCAACUGUAAGAGUGGUGCCGCCUCUGAACUUUUGCCCAGUUGAGAGAAACCUUUAUCGAUCUGGACAGCCUUCAGCGUUGAACCAUUCUUUUCUAGAACAGCUCAAUUUAAAGUCAAUUAUAUGGUUGGCCAUUGAAGAUCCUCAAGACAACUUUCUGAAAUUUAUAGAGGACAAUAAGAUCAACUUUUUUUGUGAUCUGGGAUAUGAUUCGAUGGAUUCCAACUCAUGGGAUGGACUUUCUGAGGCUUCGAUCAAACAGGCUCUUGAGAUUAUAGUCGAUAAGCGUUCUCAUCCAUUAUUAGUGUGCUGUGGUAUGGGACGUCAUAGAACGGGGACUGUGAUAGGCUGUCUUAGGAAAUUACAAGGCUGGAAUUUAGCCAGUGUUAGUGAAGAGUACCGUCGGUUUACGGGACCCAAAGGAAGUCGAAUUAUGGUGGAAUUAUUGAUUGAGGCUUUUGAUGUCAGUACAAUUAAGAUAAAUAAGGAUUAUGCUCCUGAUUGGCUAUUGCGCUGA